ACCUGUUAUGCAGCCUCAAAAUACAACAUUUAAAAUCUUUCCAUGUACUACCUGCAGCUGUAUGCAUAAUUUAGAUGUGUCAGAGUUCAAACAACGUCAUGACUAUUUAUUAUGAACAAAGGGGCAUACCACCAUGACUUACCAGGUGGAAAUUCCCUGAGUAUCAUUUCUAAAAGACGAUAUGAUUUCAUGGGUUUUUCCAUGACAUACCCCUUACUGAUUGGCCACUGACAUUGGGGCUUCCCCCUUUCCUUGAAGCUAUAAAAGCCAGGCAACAAGAGUCAAUAGUAAUCUUGCUCCCUAGCUGUGUUACUGGAAGCAAAGUCGGAGGUCAACUGUCACAAAAGGGAAUUCCAAGUCUAAGAGUCCUCAUACAGAAGACCUGACGUUACAUCAGAGUUUUCCUGUCAAAUUACACUUCAAAACCAGAGAUGGCAGACAUCACCUUCUCAGAGAUGAUGGGAGGCUCUGUCUGCAAACCAAAACCUGAGGGGGAUACACUAUCAGCAUUCUUUGCUGGAGUGUUUAGUGACGGGUUGGUGCCUUUAUGGGAUGGAAGGGGCAAGAGUCUUAGUGUUCAACUCAAGCUAGGAGUAGGAAAGUCAUCAUUCCUAAAUGAUCCGUUGAAGCUGCAGCUGCAGGACAGGCUUCUGCAAAGGACAAGCUUAAGGGAGAUUGUCAAAGAGGACACAAGCUGGAUAUGGCAAAAUGCUUCCAUCACAAUCUUGUGUGGUGCAGGGGACAGUGGAUAGUAAGCCUGACACAGCCUGGCUACAUGUACAUGUAUCUGCUGUUAAAAAUACUGGUUGCGUAGCAGUGGUGGUCAAAAAUUAGACAAAAAAGACAAAAAAAUCAGAUUAUCAGCAAUUGGCCUUUAUCUGUCAGAUAUCUUUCAUUUGUUAUAAACAGUCAUUAUUUUCAGAAAGUCAUACUUCAGAAAAGUUUACAUUUGCACAUUUCUGAUUUUGAUGAGUUUCAAGAAUAACAGUACAUGUAGCUACACACUGUACAUGUAUCUAUACCAAAAUACCAAAGGCAAACAAAGAAGCCAAUUUGUUAUACAUGUACACUAUAUAGUGUAAUACAUAAUACAUGUAUUAAGUGUUAAGUGUUAUCUUUUCCUGGUAUGACUAAAAUGUUUGUGUAUAAGGAAAAUGAUAUCUAUGAUGGUAUACAUGUAGCUGAGACACAAGUACAAAUGUUUCAUGUACAAGAAAGGAGAAAGUUUUGGAGCUGCUUAACUACUGACUGAUAAGGAAAUGGAAAGACUUGUAAACUUUUGAUGCAUUGAUAUUUUUGUUCUCCUUGUGUGCAGUGUGUCUAUAAUUACAUUUACUGGAUGGUUCAAACAUUUAGCAUUCUUUCAGUUGUAAUAAUAUAACCAGCACCAUCAAAUAUAAAAAGAGUACAUGUAUUGUGAAA
Branchiostoma belcheri (Belcher's lancelet) is the source of this 1422-nucleotide messenger RNA. RefSeq lists its product as uncharacterized. The transcript is spliced from 6 exons. Lineage: Eukaryota; Metazoa; Chordata; Leptocardii; Amphioxiformes; Branchiostomatidae. Bases 432 to 752 code for a protein of 106 amino acids. The record is from RefSeq and is a predicted model, not a curated record.